This is a messenger RNA of Penicillium odoratum, 1095 nucleotides long. RefSeq lists its product as uncharacterized. The transcript has 4 exons. NCBI's taxonomy places the organism in Eukaryota, Fungi, Ascomycota, Eurotiomycetes, Eurotiales, Aspergillaceae. The coding region runs from base 1 to 1095 and encodes 364 amino acids. The record is from RefSeq and is a predicted model, not a curated record.
AUGGCCUCUACAACUACUAGUACAACUAGUGCUACUACCCGCCUGACAGCUCCAUCUGGAAGACUGUUCUCGCAGGGAACUGAUGUGCGUUAUGGUGAUUUUCGCGAUGACCUCCUUCAAAACGGUUACGCGGUAGUCAAAGGUGCCGUAGCCCGCGAACGAGCCCUGAAAUAUGCCAGUGAUAUAUAUCAGUGGCUGGAAGAUUUGUAUGUCCCUAUUGAAACCCUUAUUCCAAAUAUGCGCAACUUGAUCUCUAAAGCUGAAUACGAUAGCAACCUCGGCUUUGACCGGAACGACCGCUCAACCAUUCACAAAGACCACCUCCCAGACAUCACAGAAAAAGGCAUGGUUCUUGGCUAUGCCAUCUCGCAUGAAUCAUUCGCCUGGGGCGUACGCCAAGAGCCCGCCGUGAUCGAAGCAUUCGAGAAGGUGUACGACACUGAAGAUCUGAUUGUUUCCUUUGACUCGGUCAAUAUCGGCUUCCCCAAUCGGAAGGAUAUCGAGCCCAACACGCCAUGGCCGCACCAGGACCAGGAUCCCGAGAAACCUGGAUUCCGCUGUCUGCAGGGUCUUGUCAAUUUACUUCCAAAUGGACCAAAGGAUGGGGGCUUGAUGGUUUGCAAGGGUGCUCACUUGCUGAGUGAAGAGUUUCACGCCAAUUUCAAAGAAGAGGAGAGAAUUUGGUCUUGGACUAAGGAGUGGUAUGGAUUUACUGCAGCUGGACAGGCCUGGUUGAAGGAGAAGGGUUGCGAGUGGAUUAAGGUCGAAGCCGAACCUGGCGACCUGCUUCUUUGGGACUCGCGGACACCCCACUACAAUGUGUCCUCGGAGACGGAUCAGGAUCGAUUCUGUAUUUACACAUGCUUCAUGCCUGUCGUAGAUGCAACAAAGGAGCAACUCGAGACCAAGAAGAAGGCAUUUGAAGAAACCAAAAUGACCACCCACUGGCCAAACGCGAUGCACGUAGUCGAACUGCCUGUGUAUAGAAAUGGCGAGCCGGACCCUUACCAACGCUCGAAGCCCCGCAGUCCAGUCCAGCUGUCUGAGCGAGGCUUCAAGCUGACAGGUAUUCCUUAUCUUGAGCAGAUGGCUUGA